CAAAACACCCAAUUCUCCCUUUCAAAAACCCUAACAAAAGAUUUCAUAAAACUUCCAAAAAAAAAGCCCCACAAUUCAACUCAACAGACUACAAACACAAUCAAUACAUAUAAUCACUUCAAUCAUAUCCUCUCUUGAUUCUGUUAAUCGCCAUUUUCAAAACUUCAAGUUCUUUCCUACCUUAUAUCCGAUAAAUGUCGAAUUCGGGUCGGAUCCGCGCCCGGAAAGACAGGUUUUACAGCCCGCCGGCGAUGAGAAGGUACAAUCAACAACAACAACAGCAGCAGAAGCAUAAACAGCAAGUAGAACAACCAAAACAUCGAGAAAAAACGGAGAAAUCGGAGCGUUGGAUGAGUAUUAACAGUGGAAGUAGUGCUGUGGUCACUAAUUUGGAUCGGUUUAUGAAGCAUACGACUCCGGUUAUCACUGCACAGCAUUUCCCCAAGACUAGCAUGAAGGGAUGGAGGAAUCGUGAAGACGAUUACCACCCGUACUUUUUACUUGGUGAUCUUUGGGAAUCGUUUAAGGAAUGGAGUGCGUAUGGAGUUGGAGUUCCUCUAGUGUUGAAUGAACGGGAUUCUGUUGUCCAAUACUAUGCACCGUCUUUAUCUGCUAUUCAACUAUAUGUUGAUCCAACCGCACCUACAACAAGCAUAAGGCGGGCGGGUGAGGAUAGUGACUAUGAGUCAUCCAGCGGUGAUGGCAGUAGCUAUGAGGCAGGUGGACCUGCUCCAGUGGCCAUAAAAGAUUCUGAUGAAGGGGUGGAAAUAAGGAACCCUCCAGGCCUUUUAGUAUUAGAGUAUUUUGAACGCGCAUCACCCUUUCAACGUGAACCUCUCGCCAGCAAGAUAUCAGACCUUGAAUUCAAGUUUCCUGAACUGAACACGUAUAGGAGCUGUGACCUGACUCAGUCAAGUUGGAUUUCUGUGGCUUGGUAUCCAAUAUACAGAAUACCUGUGGGCCCAUCCCUUCAAAAUGUUGAUACAAGUUUUUUGACUUUUCAUUCCUUGUCAACACCGUUAAGAAGUACAGAUGGGAAUGGUGUGCACCCUCGUGGUUCAACGGCUAGGGAGGUUCAUGAAGCCCGAAUGCCGUGUCAGCUCUCGUUACAGAUUUUUGGUAUGGCUGUCUAUAAGUUCAAGGAUGCUGACUGGACCAAAGAUGGAGUUCAUGGCACCGAGAAAAUAAACUCGUUAAUAAAGUCAACUGAUAAUUGGCUCAGGAAUUUGGACGUACAUCACCCAGAUUAUAUGUUUUUCAAAAAUCAUUGAAACAGAUCGUCAAACCAAAUUGUUUUGGCGAGUCCAGUCAGCCCAGCUAACACGCCAACCAACAGAUUCACGGUUUACAUCGAAGCCGGUUAUCCUUCUUUUGGGCAAAGAGGUUGACAAACUUUAUUUAUAAAGAAUGAAAGAAUACAAAUUGUAAGCAUUAGCGUUUCAAAGUCCAUAACCCAUAUAACCGGU
Messenger RNA from Helianthus annuus (common sunflower), 1466 nucleotides. RefSeq lists its product as uncharacterized. The coding region runs from base 195 to 1271 and encodes 358 amino acids. The transcript is spliced from 7 exons. NCBI's taxonomy places the organism in Eukaryota, Viridiplantae, Streptophyta, Magnoliopsida, Asterales, Asteraceae. The record is from RefSeq and is a predicted model, not a curated record.